ACGUGUAUCAGUUGCUGUCGCGCAAAAAUAUUAUUUUUAUUGGGAUAACUUGAAAAUAGUUUACUUGAAAGAAAUUACAAUUUUUUACUAUUGUUCACAUCCUCAUUCAUUCAUUUCUUUUCGUCCCAACCAGUCGAAUUCCCGGAUAAAUUUCGUUUGAUUUCGAAAAGGACUCCCAAUCCUAAAAUAAAAUAAAAUAUAUGUUUGGCUGCUACCACGCUUUCGAGCCGAAUCUGUUGAAAUCCUUGUUCCCAUUAUCAACACCGGUUUGUCCGUCGGACGUGCACGAGAAUCGCGGCAGGGGAAGUGGUGACGAAGAUUUCAAUGCGAAAGGAGUGAAAGCGCAAAGAAAUUUUAUCGUAUCGCGGCAUGAAUUCGUGGAUUCACAGAUUGUUUGUUUAAUGCUAUUUUGUUCGAUUGUGUUGCGAUUGUAAGGGCCGAGCCUCGGGUGCAUGUUACUUUCCAUAAUGCCUAACAUCGAUCUAACAAAAUAGUAAGAAAAUUCGUGAACCAUACAUGAACGUAUGAACGUCCUGUCGAUUGGGCCGAUUUGUUAUUUAAAAAUAAACAACAACAAUAUAAAAAAAGUUUAGGUAUUUCAAGAAUUAAAUUAUAAUUAAUUAAUUUGGGAAUUUUAAAGUGCAGCAACACACAAAAUAAUUUUUAAUCGUCGUCGCCUUUGGUGCUCAACGAAGUAGAAUACGAAAUUUAUUUUUUAUUCGUCUAUAUUGAGUGAAGUUGAUUUUCCGUGAUUGUGAUUGCACCUUUCCCUGUUGUGAAGAUAAAAUAUUUUUAACAAAAUGUCGACUAAACAAAAAUCGCAAGAGAAGAAUAAAAUGUCGGAAAUCGACGAUCAAAUUCUGAAACAUUUUGAAAUUAAAAAGCGUUUAGGAAAAGGAGCUUAUGGCAUUGUUUGGAAAGCAGUCGAUAAAAAGUCAGGUCAGAUAGUGGCAGUGAAAAAAAUUUUCGAUGCAUUUCGCAAUGAAACUGAUGCACAGCGUACAUUUCGCGAAAUAAUGUUUCUACGGGCAUUUCGAAACCACCCCAAUGUGAUUCAACUCCACAGUAUUUAUAAGGCAGCUAAUAACUUGGACAUCUAUUUAUCAUUUGAAUUCAUGGAAAGUGAUUUACAUAACGUGAUAAAAAGAGGUUCAAUUUUAAAAGAUGUGCACAAACGCUAUGUUAUGUAUCAAUUGUUAAAUGCAAUAAAGUACAUCCAUUCAGGGAAUGUAAUUCAUAGGGAUCUUAAACCAAGUAAUGUUCUCAUAGACAGCAAAUGCAGAUGUAAAAUAGCGGACUUCGGUCUGGCCAGGUCUGUAUCACAAAGACAAUUCGGAGAAACAAACAACAAUAUUGAUCCUUCGGAGCCAAUACUUACGGAUUAUGUGGCGACCCGUUGGUAUCGUGCACCGGAGAUAUUAGUAGCCAGUAAAAGGUAUACAAAAGGAAUUGAUAUGUGGAGUUUAGGAUGUAUAUUGGGAGAAAUGAUUCGGGGGAAACCUAUAUUUCCCGGAAGCAGUACAGUAAAUCAAAUUGAACGCAUAGUAUGUGCACUGCCAGAAGUAUCGGAAAAAGAUGUGUCUGCAGUUGGUGCUGGAUUUGGUUCUGUACUACUCAACCAACAAAUUAAUUCCGGCAGCAACGCCAAACUUGACGAAUUACUAUCAGGAGCCCCGGAGGAUUCUAAACAUCUAGUGAAAUCUCUUUUAUUAUUAGACCCUGCACGCAGACUUACCGCAAAACAAGCUCUCAAUCACAGAUAUGUGGAAAAGUUCCGACACACAAUCCCGGAAGCCGAACUAAACACAGAUGUCCUGCCGCCGUUUCGUGACGAUGUUCAAUUAACGGUCCCCGAAUAUCGAUCCAAACUAUACGAAAUAAUGCAAUCUAAUGAGAAAGGAGGCGGUGGAGGUGUUGGUGGUGCUGGGAAACAAACAAAUCGCAAAAAUCGAGAAAUAUCAACAGCCAAGCUUGAAGGUACAAUCACGGUUACUUCAUCAUCACUACCAAGUGCAAAGGUAGGAAGCACGAAGCCCUCAGAUUCAGAAAAGCGGCAAUCAACCAUGAACACCAAUUCAUCGGAAAAUAACUCACGAAAAAUAGAGAGAAAAGCUUCAGUUGUAACGCAAAGUAGCUCGCAAUAUAUCACCGUUUCCACGUCUUCAACAACCAACAAAACCUCGAAUACCCACACGAAUCACACAGGUUUCAAUUCCACUUACAGUACUGAAAAUAAAUAUAAGCCUAUCCCAAAAAUAAAGUAUUGCAAGAUUUCAAAUAUCCCUGACACAAAAAAUAUAGGGAGUAGCAAUGGAGUCACAGAAAGGACGGACAGCGAUCGUCGUUAUGCUUCAUUAAACUACAUUGGGAGGCCGGGAACAGCCAACUUAGAAAAAAGGCACUCAAUUGACGGUAGCUUCAGUAACGACUUACCACCUUCAAACACAAGCAUAUACUCCGAGAAAAAAGCCAUGCAUGGAAGUUGCCGAAACUUGAGCAAUGGCCGAGGCUCCCAGCCAGAAAAGCUAUCAUUUGGAAAGGAUAGUUUGAAUUACACGUCAUGGUCAAAUAAGUACCUCAGCAAUACUACUCCUCCUAACGGCCCUGAAGCCACUCCCGAGAAAACUAGUGCUCCUCCACCAAAUAAAAUUAUCAAAAAUGAUUCAUUCUCCCUCUCGAACGAUAGUGGAAGCUACUAUGAAAGGCGCCUAAAAAAUCUAGAGGAGCGUAUCCAGCGACACAAGAUGGACAUCAACGCGUUGUUCACACAGAACGCUAAGCAGAAGAUGUCUAGGUCUGAAAGCGUUGAAGGCAAUAGUUACCUAUCGAGUAGUAAGAAGCCAGCACCCUUGAUGGCUUCAAUGAGCAAUAGUGCAACCACAGGGGCUAUGGCCGCAAGCAACGGAAAAUACAUUAAGGGGAAAGCAAAUUUGAAUCGUUCAAAAUCAGAGAACACAAAUUCUAGCAUUAAGCAAAAGCCUACAAUUAGGUAUGACUACACAUUCUCGGAGGGCGAUCGACUGAGCACAAAACAUAAACCUGGGGGUGUUGGUACUGUUAUUGGUAAUUCCGCGAUGAUGGCAUCGAGUGGUGGCGAGUAUGGAUUAGUUACUGCCAAGGAACUCUACGAUUUGAGAAAAUCUCAAGUGAUUUCAUGAGAAUUAUGAAAAUAUUUUUUGAUGGCGUAUAUUUUCUUGUGUAUGUACAUAUAUAUAAUAGACUAACACUACAAGCAUAAUAUUAGGUGAACUGAAAACCGAACAUAUUUGUUGUUAGAGUUUAUUUUCCACAAUUUUACAGUUGUGUUGCUUUGUAUACUGUAUU
This is a messenger RNA of Hermetia illucens (black soldier fly), 3324 nucleotides long. It is a transcript of the gene Erk7, whose product is annotated as mitogen-activated protein kinase 15. The record is from RefSeq and is a predicted model, not a curated record. Gene Ontology annotation, biological process: protein phosphorylation; intracellular signal transduction. Lineage: Eukaryota; Metazoa; Arthropoda; Insecta; Diptera; Stratiomyidae. The transcript has 9 exons. Gene Ontology annotation, cellular component: cytoplasm; nucleus. Gene Ontology annotation, molecular function: MAP kinase activity; ATP binding. The coding region runs from base 801 to 3158 and encodes 785 amino acids.